UUCAAAUAGAUGAACGGCCAAUUUUGUCUGCUUCAAGUAACAACAUAACCGCAUUAUCUGUAUUAUCAGAUACGUUUUUUCUAUACUACUUAGCUAUGGUUUUCUUUUGCCUGUUUUUGAAAUUUCGAAUCUCAUCUAGUUAAAUGCACUCUCGAACGCGCACUGGAGCUGCCGUGGCUGUAGGUGUGGGCCAAGUAAGAUUUGUGUGAGUAGUGGGUGAAUUCAGCUGGCGUAAACAUAAACUCUAGCUCGGUUCAACAGGCAACGUUUGCGUUUGUAGCAGCUUAACGCUAGAAGUUGUCGAGAUGCAAGCAUCGUUCCGAACCGAAUCGAGUUCGAAAUAGACAAAACCGCUUUACUGACAACAAACACACAUGAGCACUUACUAAUCGCUAUAGGUGAAAAAAAUUUUUGAAUUGUAUCAUCUUUAUUUAAAAAAAGUGAGAUCCUUGACGGGCUUUUGUUGAAGUAACGACCCUUAAGCGUUUCCGAGCUUUUUCGUGACCAACUGGCUAUUUAUUAGUCUAUAUAUAUACUGUAUAUUUAAAACUGCAACUGAUUCGUGUUAAAAGUCAGGUUCUUUCUAUUUCUCCCUCGUCUUAGAUAUGCCCAGUACUACAAGGAGUGGUCUAAAUAACGUUUUGAAACACGUACUGAGAACUUACCAGGCACUGUAAUCAUUCAUUAGUAACGCUUUAUGUAAGGAUCUCAUUAUUUAAUAUCGGAUUUUUAAUACGGUGUAGAACUACAAUUGCGCACGUAUUUGAACAGAACAUUGUCGCGUAACAAGUUGUCUGGUAGUCUCGCACUCCUCCCUUUCCUUCCGAUCUCGCCUACCCUUUGUGAACGUGUGAAAAGAUUAUCCAGUACUUUACUCUAAUGCGGAAAAUUCGCCAGAGAGCGGUAAAUCAUCGAGUCUUGUGAACGGCGCCAGUUAACUAUGGACACUUAUCUAUAGAUUCGUACUGUAUGUGUUAUCCUAGUGUCGUGUAGCAAAGACUACACUAGAAAUUGUGCAUCGCUGAUGACAGGUCGGCCCUGUCUGUAAAAGAUAAUAUGUGCUGUGCUUUUAUCUUUAGAUGGGGUAAUUCCAGAAGCCAUUAAAACAAAUUGUCACCAACUAAUCCGCUGCAGUUGCUUCGUCGCCCCUCUUACGGCAAGAAAGCAAUCCCGCAGUUGCCGAGCGAGUUAUUUGAGCGACAGUAGCGUUUGUGAGCAAGAAGGUAAAAUAUUUUAGGGAGUUUAUGUGGCAACCUAAAUCAGACAAAUUAGGUUUGGCAACUUAACUGGCUGGAGUAGCUACCACAUAGUGCUUUGAAACACCGAGCUACAAGGAGGUGGCAAUUUCUGCGAAAUCUGGCGUUGCUCUGCGUGAUAUAUGGAUGUCUUGGUCUACCGCUUUUUGUUCUCGGCUGUUUCCAAUAGGCGAGAAGCUGUUUGAAAAAUAUGCCUAAGUGAUGCUUGGUCAGCCAUACGGUUUAGAUAUCUAGAUAGCGGUGCGUUAUAGGCGACGACAGAUCGAUUCUCACAGAGUGUGCACUUUGAACGCGGCGAAAGGCAUUUGACCGAAGGAAGAUCACUAUAUAUGUGCCGUUGAACGAAGUGCACGCGCACGUAUAUAGUUGUCACGGUGGUAUAGUUACUAUCAACAGUGUGAGGUCCUUUGUUACCACAACGACGUUAAGAAGUACAGUUUUUCCAGUGGAGUUAUUCUAUUAGUUUAUAACGAAAAAAAAAGAAGCAUCACAACGCGCCGAGUCAGGAAGUCUGAAUACGAAUUCAGUGUCGUGGGAAUAUAAAAUUCAGUCCUGACUGCACGCUGCAGGGGAUGGUCAUAGAAUCUGUAUAUGCUAAAGGAAACGGUAGGACAGCAACCUUAUGGUGUUAAGGAAGAUUGGAACAACAUCCGGUCAGGAGCGGGGCGCCCAUACUUCUCCCGCGUGACUCCCAGCUCAAACAACACAACUACAAAAGAAUUACGAUGGGGAAGGGACACGUUAUUUCGACGGCCAUAGGGGUAGUCCUACUAACCUUAGUCGGUUUAUCGUGUGCUGAUGAACACGCCAGAAGCAAUAAUGGUAUAGUAAACGAAACCGUGACUAAGGACCCGAUCUUAACGGCCCUCUCACAGAUAUCGGAUGAAAAUAGGGUUAGUAUCAGACAAAUCAACGUCCUUACAUUUAAAGCCGGUCGUCUGGCCGUCAGAAUGAGAACUAUGCCGCCGGCCCAGCUCACUUGCUUAUCCGGUUGCAUCGGCGAGCUACCUUCAUCAGUACAAUGCAAGAACGAGGGCUGGGAUGGCACCAGCGUGAACUGGCGUUGUGAGGCAAACCUUCAGCGUGGUCGAAGGUUGGAGAAUACUCAAGUGCGCUGUGAGGCCUAUCCAGAUGGCGAUAAGGAAUACAUAUUAAAAGGAAGUUGCGCUCUUAGUUAUUCACUUGGAGGACAUGCAGGGUCUGCAUCGUCGAAUCCGUCUGUUCGUCAUCCGAGCAGCGACAGUCCGCGAAACAAGCCACUCCAAUACAUCGUUCCACUAAUUAUGGUCGCUAUUCUAGUCGUUAUCCUCUGCGCCGUAUUUAAGACUUGUAUGCGCAAGAGAGAUUCUGCGGGAACUAUUAUGGGACCACCUCCGGAACAGCCGAUUGGCGGAGGAGGUUUUUAUGGAGGAGGGGGCGCCUAUCCCACUCAACCUGGGUUCAACCCCGGAUUCGCUCAUCCAGGUAUGGAACCUCGCCUUUAUCAGGGCUAUUCCCCAGGUUAUGCACCGCCGGUUGUCGCGCCUCAGCCGAGCGGAGGGUCUGGCAGUGCUCUUGGUGCUGGUCUUGGCGGUUUUGCCGCCGGGGCGGCCACAGGUGGUCUACUUGGCUAUAUGAUGGGCAAUCGCGGUAGCGAUCAUCAUCAUAGUUACAGCGAUGGUGGCCAUUACGGAGCCUACGGGGGCGAAGUUCGAAAUGAUGACUACGGCGGUGAUGGCGGAGGAGGCGGAUACGAAAUGAGCACCGACUUCGCUGAUACUGCGAUGGAAUAAAGGAACAACAAUAGUACACGUCUCAGUGAAAGCACGCCUGCUUAAAAUGAAAUCAGAACAACAGUAGUUAUAACAACAUUUAUUGAAACUGAGUCUGAUGAUGUUUUACUACAUCCAGUCAUCCAACAGUUCUGUGUUAAAAAAAUAAGUGAAAAAUCAUUCGCAAAAUUAUUGUUAAGUCGGAAAGAAAAACAGAGCAGCUGAUUUCCAUAUGUACGAUGCAAAUAGAAAAGACAUCGGACCAAUUAUAGCAACAGAAAUUGAGAAUAGGCCACAUCAGCAAUAGCAAUAAUAAUAAUAACAAAAAGUAUAAUAAUAUCAAAAAAGCAUGAAAGUAAAGGUCGCUAACGGAGAAAGUAGUUUUUCAGCUGAAACUAAUUAUUUUGUUAACAUAUAUGGUUGAUUAUUAAACACACCCUUUAAACUAUGAUUUCCAAUUUACGGCGCAUAUUGGCUAGUUUCUAUACCAUUUAUUAGACUAACGAUCAACACAGAGUAACAUAGCCUUUGAGGCUCUAAUUUUAUAUAGAGGGUUAACCCUUGCAAUCAGAACUCAUACAUUUGAUAAUAUGUUAUUCUGAAGAAGCUCUUCAGUGCAGAAAGUAUGAGCUACAUUUACUCAAAAAACCACAUAAUACUACUAUUCCGGACUAAGUUGGUUACUUCGGGCUCGAAAAUAAUAAUCUAUUAGCUAAAAAAAAUUUAAAAAAAAAAGCUAGUUUUUGCCGUACAUCGCCAUCACCGUUGGAUAAAUGUGAUGUUUCCGCUGCGACGAACAAUUAAUUUAGGAAGUUUCGGAAGGCCAGUUUGAUACAAUUUUUGCAACAGUACUAGGCAGCCUCUGAAUUGUCUUUUGUAGGGAAUAAAUGCCGAUAAAAUCAUUCAGGGUGACUUUAGUUCACCUUAUCAAUUCAAUCAUAUAGAGCGAGCACUGAUUGGACAAUAAUGUCAGCAGAUCUCUUUAGAACUUCCUAGCGUUUCGAUGUUCAUAAAUAUUGUAUUUCAAUCUGGUGUCUAUAUAUUAUGUGUCUGUGCAAUAAGAUUUCCAGUCGGUCAUAGUGAAAUAGUCACCAGUAUAAAAUGCAUGUAAAAAUAGCAUUACAAACAGAACACUGCGCUCCCUUAUUUUGAUGCUUAUAAUAUACGCUGUUCACGGUUCACUGUCUUCUCUAUUCACACACAUGUUGUGGCGUUGAAGAACUUAGACGCUACACGUGUAGAUCUUAUGAAGUUACGUAAUUUUUUACAAAGCGAUCAAAACAAACGGAUUUCUUUAGCUGAUGUGCAGCUUGGUCAGAAAAAAAACAAUUAAAAAAAACACUGGAUCUGACUACAACUGACUCUAAAAGACAGAUGUUUGCAGACAGUAAGUUACGAAGGUACAGUGAAUCAUUGGCCAUUUGUCAAAGAGAGUACGAUCACGAAUUGGCGUUCUUACAUACCUGCUACACGUCUCUUGAGUUUACGUCAGUUUCAGUUCGCUCCACAGACUUCUGAUGAUACGAACGUUCAGGAUUCUACCUUAAAAACACGCACCACACUGGGCUGCAUGGUGCAUCCAAUAAGGCUACAGAAAUUUAAUUAUAAGAGAAAAUUCUUGUCAGGUUCUCUUUGAAUUUAAUGGACAGAAGACUCAAACUUCAAGUAGCAAAAACAGAUCUGGCACUAAUAAUUUUAUAUUAUUCUUCAUGUCGAACAUGCAUUCAACAACUGGGAAAGAAUACUGGACCAUCAAUUCUGACAAGUUGGCAUUUUUCGUGUGGGAUCAUGAUUUAACAACAUCAAUAGUGUUGUUGAAGCAACAUUUUCGAUGUUUACAGCUUUAUUGCAUAUAGCCCGCUUAAUUGUCACUAUCAGCAAACAAAAGCGAGAUUUUCGAAUAAACGUUCUAUAUAUAUAUACAUAUAUAUGCAUAUAGGUUAUUCCCAUGCAGAUGAGUUGCAUUCUCUAGGUGCGAGCGAGAAGAAUCGGCAGCUCUGGGGUGUGCAUGAUGUUUGAUUUAAAGAUGUCUGAAAAUUCUGUGUAGUGCUUGAGUAGUGGUAACAGUUAACUUGUCUAUAUUGAGAGGGUAUGCCGCAAUAGGCCUUAAACAAGCGCAUGUUCGUAUUCGGAUUUGCGGCACUCUGAAAAGAUCAGUAUAGAUAAAAAAAAUUUUGCUGCACGGAAAAAGUUUCAAUCAAUGUAGUCACCAUGAAACUUUUUCAUCAGAAACGUGAGGCUAUCAUUACAUUGGGAGCGAAUGGGACGGUUAUAUCAGCGCAGAGGUGUGAAUAACCGUAAACAGUUACCACGCAAGAAUAUAGCUUUAUUCUACUAUGUUAGGUCGUCCAAGUUGGAACGUUUCCAUAAUGUGAUUGCAAUCCCGCGAAGGGAUUUUUCAGGACUGAUAUUUUCAGUCGAUAGAUGAACGUUGGCGAAAUGCCACAGAACUGUGUCUUUCCCACGUUAUUAGUUAUACAAUUUAAUAGAGACGAAUAGAUUUGAUAGACAGAAUGAUUGUUAGCUUUCAAAGUGAAGAAAUAUCUUUAAAAAUAAUUUUGAUUUCUUUUUAUGCCCAUUACGUAUAUAGUGAUUGUUGUAUAUAACAUACAACGGGUUUACUAUAUUAAACAUAAGCAGAUAUCUUGGAAUUAAUAGUAUUUAAUCAAUCAAUAAGCGUAGUUGAAACUAGGUUUCUAGUCAACAGAUGAUUGUGCCUUCAUUUCAUCUCAACUUUUAACAAUCAAUAUGAUAUCAUCUUGACAGACAGAAGUCUCAGACAGUUGCAACUUAUUUCUAUGUAAGUAUCACUGAGGAUCUUUUACACUAUUGCAAAGCAACAUACACGUAAGCAGCUCAGUGAUCUGCACGAGCUGCACUUGAAUGCACCCUAAAUAUAAGCAUACGGAAUGCAUAUAUAUAUACACAUGAAGAAAGGAGCUAAAGUUACUUUUCGAACAAAGAUCUAAUUUUAUGUAACGACUUGUAACUUGAUGUUAAGGGAGAUAUAGAAUAAAUUGCUACCUCUGCACGGAAGGAACAAUGCAUAGUAUUUCAGCAGUGUACUUCCUUUUGACAGGGAAGAGGGAAAGGUGACAGACGCGUAACUAAGAAACGUGUUCGAUCAUAUUGAAGAUGGUGCACUCGGUACUUUUUUUUUACGUCACAUAUAUUUAUUUCGGUGGAAUAGGUACAAUAAAUAAUAAACUAUAUUAAGUAUUGAAAUAGAUCUGCGUGGCAUAAAAAUUCUAUUCGGAUUUGAAGCACUUGCGGACAGCCCGGCUGUUGCUAAAAAGCGAGUAUUAAAUGAGGGAACUUCGUUGCAUAAUUGCAGGCCGAAACACUCAACAGUGACUCAAUUAGCAGCAGUAUUCAACUUAUGAAACAAGGCUUAGAAAUUGUUUUCCACUCGAUUCGUGUAACGCUGAUUUAGACGGUCACAGACAGAAAUUGGCAACGUAAUCUUAAAAUCCCUGUGCUUAAAUAUUUUCUUGGAUUUUUCCUUUUCUUUUGAGAUUGAAUAAUAGUAAACAAUAUGUGGGCGUUUCCAAUAGCUAAUUGUUUUAAUUUACGUUUGUACUAUCACUCGAUAGUGGUGACGAAAGGCGUUAAAGAGAUCCAUUAAAAUUUCUGUUUCUGAUUCCCUUAAAGUCACGCACGAUCGUGAGAACUAGCGGCAUGACGGAAAUACAUCAUCAGUUCUUUCUAUGUUAGUUGGAAUAACAAAGCAUGGAAAUGAGCAGUUUAACAGCACAAAGUACUAAUGAGCACCUUCUUCAAGACAUCCCAAUAUUGCUUUGUAUACUCUGUAGUAAUGACCAAUGGCAUACCCUUUAAACUGGAAGCAUUUUUUCUCUAAUAAAUUUUCCUAUUUUA
This is a messenger RNA of Varroa destructor (honeybee mite), 6883 nucleotides long. RefSeq lists its product as uncharacterized. The record is from RefSeq and is a predicted model, not a curated record. Gene Ontology annotation, cellular component: endoplasmic reticulum membrane. Gene Ontology annotation, biological process: regulation of store-operated calcium entry. Lineage: Eukaryota; Metazoa; Arthropoda; Arachnida; Mesostigmata; Varroidae.